Ostrea edulis (European flat oyster) is the source of this 4741-nucleotide messenger RNA. Its product is annotated as zinc finger protein GLIS3-like. The record is from RefSeq and is a predicted model, not a curated record. NCBI's taxonomy places the organism in Eukaryota, Metazoa, Mollusca, Bivalvia, Ostreida, Ostreidae. Gene Ontology annotation, molecular function: RNA polymerase II cis-regulatory region sequence-specific DNA binding; DNA-binding transcription factor activity, RNA polymerase II-specific. Bases 1678 to 3270 code for a protein of 530 amino acids. Gene Ontology annotation, cellular component: nucleus. Gene Ontology annotation, biological process: smoothened signaling pathway; regulation of transcription by RNA polymerase II. The transcript has 10 exons.
GUUUGACUUGCAGGGGGUCUUGCGCACGCGCAGUCAAUAAAAUCAGCAUGUUGCAUUGUUGACAGGAAGAGGAAAUUCCAAAGUAUUGAAAGGUCCUUGGCAGACAAAAGUGUUUUACAAUGGGUGUGGCAAGGCCUAUUUUUACAGAUAGAAUGUAAAAAGGAAAAAGGAACCAUUGACCACUUCAAAACCACCAUCAUCUGUUAAAUCACUGCUGAAAUAAGCUUCUAAUGACCAUUGUUGAUUGGGACACCAUUCAGCUACAACACCAUGUAACUCUGAUAUCCACCUUAAAUGGUCUUUGAGAGAAGUUUUGAAAGAUCAAAAGACCACUUCUUUAGAGCUUUAAGCCAUAGGAUAACUACUGACUUGUCAUGAUGAGUAGGCCUAAAAAAUGUAGGAAUUUUGGCAUUGGGGGUAUCGACUUUGUGGAAAUCUCUAAGAGAGAUCCAUGGAGAAGAAGUAGUCACACAUUUGCUCAUGAAGUACAGCAGUCUGGGUUGACAAUAGAGAUAAUAAGACCUGCAAUUGAAAAAUCGGGCCCAAGAUAUUGAAGUUGAUCGAGGGAUUUUUCUUUUAUUGUUAGCGAUAAAGUUUGUGACAUGCAGUAUCAAAAUUUAUAGAUCAGACAGUCACAUUUUGUGUAGAAUUUUCAAAAUUCAUUGUGACUUCAAGAAAAACUGAAAUUUUAUUUGUUUACCAUAAUGCAGUCAUCUUAUUGAUAAUAUGACAGUUUUCAUUGGUGAAAUAUUUGUAGCAAAUUUUGAAGUUUUGUUAGUGUUCAAACAAUAUCUAUCAGAUUAUGACAUAACACUAACAACAGAAAUAUCUGUAAAAAAAUUAAUUUGCGCCUUCCAUAAAUGGAAUAUUUUUACGUUAAGUUAGUAGUUGUUAAGAAGAAAGGUGCCUCAUCAGGCAAAGAUAACAAACUGUGAAUCAGAAUAGAUCCAUUGUCACUUCAUGGUAACAGACAUCAUACUUGUUACCUAAUUUGAUUUGCACAACUUUGUUUGAAUGGCAGUAGAAAUUUGAUAUCAUUUUCAAAUAUUUUACAUCUUCAGAUAAAAAAAUAAAGUAAAAGCAAAUGCUUAUAGAUGUAAAAAUACUCAGUGAUUAAGUUACUGUUGUGUAGAUAUUUAAGGGGGGAAAAAUUUAGUCCCAGUAUUCAUAUAAAGUGAAUGUGUACUACUUGGAGUUGAUAAUUUACAGCCCAAACAUCUAAUCUACCUUUUCCAUGGGGCAUUUCUUGCCAUGUUAUCAGAGUUUUUUCACCUGAUUAAUUCAUUUUUGCCAUUAAUUUGUUUGCCCUCUACAAAAGCUAAGUGUAACAUUCCAUUUCAGUGCUGCUUAACAUAAAUGGCAUUGCAAAAUUUUGAGACAUUAAUGAAGCUUUUUGGACCCCCUGCUGUAAAGUUACAAGAAGACAACAUUUAUUAUUGCAUGUCAUUAUGUUUAAAGGGUGCAAUUUUUACUGCUUCAGAUUUUCAUAGUGAAAUAUAGAAAGGAGAUUUAACAUAGAAUUUUCAUAUUUAUGAUCAUUGUGUAUUAACUAGGUUUUGAUGAGCCUGGCCUACCACAUGUAUCUAUGAGAAUUACAGAUAAGCAUAAACACCUGGUGAGCCAUGCUUGGUUAUUCUACAUCUUGACAAGAGACUGAUGCAGACCUGAGCUACUAUCAUGAAAUCAGAGGUGCUGUUGAAUUCAGCUUCUAGGAAGCAAAACAAGAAGAGACACAUUUUUGUGCAUGAGGAGAAUGGAAGUCCAAGCUGUGACAAAUCUAGGAGUCCAUCUAAUUCUUGUAAUGUUUUGGAUAUGACCAAAUGUAUCAAGUUAUCUGGAAAUCUCCUCCCAGAAUCAAAAUCCAACAACGGUCAGAUUACUAAUGGGGUUGGACUCGUUUUAGAAGGAGCCCCAGAGAAUCGACCAGCUGCGUUGUCAUGUGAUCCACCUCUGUCCUUUGGAAUGCUGACAAACUUCCACACCGACCACUUGUUUAUGAACAAGCAUAAUUCUGCUUAUGAUGUGAAUCUGCAUACAUCUUCACCAGAUUCAGGCUACAAUGAUAUUGUCCACAAUCUGUCUGUAACGUCUUCAAAUUUUAGAAUUACGAAUAGUGUGCAUCAUCCAGACUUGCAGAUGAGCACAGUUGAUGCUCAGGGAAUUCCCGUUCCCUUGGUGACCUCUUCUGCUAUGAUUACAACACCUCCACUGUCAGAUGAGAUACAAAAUACAUGCCAAUCUAGUGGUGGUUCCCCAACCAGUGGUUUUCCUUACUUGAGAUUGUACUCCAGUGACAAGGAAGACUCGCCUCCCAGGGUUCAGUUUCACCAAUGUCGCUGGAUGCAUUGUGACAACAAAUUCCUCAACAUGGACGACCUUGUCAACCAUGUCAACGACCAGCAUGUCAAAGUUGAGAGACCUGAUGUUGAUUACCAGUGUAAAUGGGAAGGCUGUCCAAGAAGAGGGAAAGGAUUCAAUGCUAGAUACAAAAUGCUUAUCCAUAUAAGGACCCAUACAAAUGAAAAGCCCCAUAGCUGUGCUUUGUGUGGAAAAUGUUUUUCCCGCCUAGAGAAUCUCAAGAUUCACAACAGAUCUCAUACUGGAGAGAAACCUUACAUAUGUCCUUUUGAAGGCUGCAACAAAGCCUACUCAAACUCAAGUGACAGAUUCAAACAUGUAAGAACCCAUCAAGAGGAGAAGCCCUACAUCUGCAAAAUGCCAGGCUGCAACAAACGAUAUACAGAUCCAAGCUCUCUACGCAAACAUGUCCGUACACAUGGACAUUAUUUCAAUGGUGAAAAUGAAAGUAAGACUCCUAAAUCAAAGUCAUCUGAUCAAAGGGGGUCAUCACCCCAAAAUAAGUCACCACCCAUUCCCUCCAGUCCUUCACCGUCAUGUGGCAAUCAGAAGUUGUUCAGCAUUCCCACAAGCUGCAUGUUGCCUCAAAGUGUGCCAGCUCAUUACAUGUCUCCUCAUGGUAUUUUUCCAUCCAAUCCUAUGUUAUCGUCUGCCGUCCUAACAGGUGGUCUACAAACAAUCUCAGUUCCACCAGCAGACAGCUUUGUGACUGUAUCUCCAAGUUCACCCAUCAAACUGGAAAUGGAAAGUGAAAAACUGUCUGUGGAGAAUAAAUGCCAGGAGGGACCUUUAGAUCUGACUACCAGCAGUCCCCCAACAGGGUCCGAUGUGGAUGUUGGGGACAGGGAAGGUCCUCACUUUUCACAGAAUGGAAACUCAUCCAUUCAUAGUGCCUUGUUUGGGGAUGAUUGAUUCAAUAAGGUUGUGCAUUUUGUUGUCUUGUAGUAUGUGAAAAAGAACUUAUUGGGAACUUCUGCCUCGCACUUCAAUGUAUCUGUAUUGUUACUUGUAGAUUAUAUUUUUAAGGACUUAAUGUUGUUAAGUUUUGGUUGUUGUUUUUUUUUUUUUUUUUGACAUGAAGGCAGAGGUUUCCCAAGAAUUUGUUUAUUUCCUCCGUCCAAUUAAAAAAACAUUUUUUUUUAAAUGAAUUCUGUGAUCUUGUGUGAUUUUGUUUAAAAAGUGUAUUUUAGUAACAUGUAUUGGAAUACAACUGUGGCAUUCUUGUCACAAGCAAUGAAGAAAGUUUCUACCUAACAGUAUUAUUGCAAUAAUCAUGUUUUAUUGUUAAUCAUAGAAGCUAGCCCGGCCAUUUGGAAAUGUGCAUUCAUUCCACAGCAACAAUAUUCAGAGAAUAAUUUCAUCUGAUUUUAGUUGGGUUGAACAGCCUUUUGUAUCAUAUUUUAUGUGUUGUGUGGCCUUGUGUAUGGUAUUCAUUUUAUUGCUUAAUUCUACACAUGCUGUUUUUAAAAGUAACUUUGUGGAACAAAAUUUUCUUGAAAAUAUUGCAUUCACAAAUCCUUUGGAAAUAUUACAACUAUAGUGUUGAAAAGUCGUCAGCAGUAAGUCAGCUAGACAGUAUUUAGCUUUCGGUUCACCAACUGGUAUUGUAAGCAAUUGUUAAAGUAUGCUUCGCUGUGUUCUCAACUUUUGGAUUUUAAGACAAAAACUGUUUUUAGAUUGAUAAGCAGCCUUUUUUUUAAUUAGUACAUGCAGAUGGCAAAUAGGUGACCCGUCUUAUGCGUUGGAUUGAUCCUCAUUUAACAAAAAGAUUUAUUCGUAAUAAUAUUUAUUAUAAAUGUUUGUUCGGAACAAUAAAAGUGAUAUAUUAGUGCUAAAAAUCUUUUUACAUUUAUGUAGAAGAAUGAUAUUGAACAAAAACUCAUUUUCUACUUCAUCUCUUCACUGUUUUAUCAGAAAACAGAGACUGAAAGGGCAUAUUUUGUUUCUGUUUUAAUAUUUCCUUUUGAUAUACUUUGCCAAAAAUUUCUGUUUAGAGCAAUUAAAAUACCUUUCUGUACAAUGUUAUGAACAAAAGUUGUAUAACAACUAGACAUUUAGAAAUAUCUGUGAUACAUGUUCAUUUAAUACUACAGGGAUCAUUUUGAAUUGUUUAAAGCACUAUAUUGAAUAACUUUGGUGUAACAAAGCUAAGCUGACUGUGCCAAACAAUAUGCUUCAAAGUUUGCAUUCCAUACACAUUUGAAUUUAGCAAGAAAGAUGUGAGCAUAUUUUUUUAAUUUCUUGCCCAUUUCCAAAUGACAAGAAUAUGACUUUCUUCUCAGCUGUAUAGGUGCUACAUGAUCAAGCAUUUAGUGACAAAUUAGCUCAUAUACUUGUUGUGAUAUAUUGUUUUGGAUUAAAUGAAUUAUAUCUGUUAUAACAA